AAUCUAAUAUCUAUCAAGAAUAUUUGUCCUUAAUUAUAUUACCUUUGUUGGUACGGUUCUAAUAAGAUUUCCAAGGCACACUUGUUUCUCACUAAUAGGUUCAGAAUUAAGCGAGGCGCAACAUGAGAUAACACAUGGCAGAUAUUAUGAGGUGGAAGGAAUGAUUUCAUCAUAAAGAAGCAGAAACUGAGUUACUUUAACGCUAGUGAGAUCAGAUUAAUGCAUUAAAAAGACGUUAAAUUGACAGGGUGAUGGGGGUAUAUAUAUGGUAGCUAGCCUGUGACUAAUUCUGUCAUACAAACAGGAGACAGCAUAUUACUACUUAAUUAAUCAAGAAGAUUUAGUGAAAGUUACUCAGCAAGUUUAUUCAAUAAACAAUGGUUGGAAUGAUGGGUUGGGGAGCUAAUUCUGAUCAAUUACAAGAAUGGAGGAAGGGGCCUUGGACUCCUGAAGAGGAUAAACUUCUAUCUGAGUAUGUUAACUUGCAUGGUGAGGGAAGAUGGAGUUCUGUAGCUCGCUGUGCAGGACUGAAGAGGACUGGGAAGAGUUGCAGGCUAAGGUGGGUGAACUACUUGAGGCCUGGACUUAAAAGAGGUCACAUAACACCUCAGGAGGAAGGCAUUAUUAUUGAAUUGCAUGCCUUGUGGGGCAACAAAUGGUCAACUAUAGCCCGUUACUUGCCUGGAAGGACAGACAACGAAAUAAAAAAUUACUGGAGGACACAUUUCAAGAAGAAAGAAAAAGCUUCUGCAAAGCAGGACAAAAGAAAAACUCUAAGGCAGAAAAAUCAACUGCAACAAAAUGGCACUACUAAAUUCUCACCUCAAGCAGAAGAAGUGAUCAUAAAGAGCGAUGAAAAUGAUAACGAAGUAGCAUUCAGUUAUCGUCAGAAUAUAAUGGAUCAGGAUCCGGUUGUGGACUUGCCACCAGUGACGACUUCUUCAGACAUAUCAUAUGCAUGGACGGACACUUUUCCGAUGGACGGGUUAUGGGGAGGAUUAUGGAACCUAGAUGAUCAUUCGCAGGCAAGUGACAAGUGCAAGGUGUCAAUCCAGAAUCAACCUGCUACUGCUAAUUGUUCCUACGCAACUGAUUAUGCAGUUAACUUUUAUAAUGGAGGUUUUAUUUUCUGAGGAAAUAGAGGCGUUGAUCCUGAUUAUAAGACUAAUAGUCAGACUGUGUGUAUGGUCUAUGUCUUUAAUUUUGAAGAAGAAGAAAAAAGGAUUUGGUUACCUUACAAUAAGUUAUUAUGGUUCUGCACGAUGAUUUGUACUUAGUUAACAUGAUUA
Messenger RNA from Lycium ferocissimum, 1289 nucleotides. Its product is annotated as MYB-like transcription factor EOBII. Bases 378 to 1133 code for a protein of 251 amino acids. The transcript is spliced from 3 exons. Lineage: Eukaryota; Viridiplantae; Streptophyta; Magnoliopsida; Solanales; Solanaceae. The record is from RefSeq and is a predicted model, not a curated record. Gene Ontology annotation, biological process: regulation of DNA-templated transcription. Gene Ontology annotation, molecular function: DNA-binding transcription factor activity; sequence-specific DNA binding. Gene Ontology annotation, cellular component: nucleus.